Molecule: messenger RNA, 897 nt
Organism: Daldinia caldariorum
Lineage: Eukaryota; Fungi; Ascomycota; Sordariomycetes; Xylariales; Hypoxylaceae
Product: phosphoribosyltransferase-like protein
Exons: 2
Coding region: 1-897 (298 amino acids)
Biological process (GO): 'de novo' pyrimidine nucleobase biosynthetic process; pyrimidine nucleotide biosynthetic process; pyrimidine ribonucleoside biosynthetic process
Cellular component (GO): cytoplasm
Molecular function (GO): orotate phosphoribosyltransferase activity
Source: RefSeq, a predicted model, not a curated record
AUGAGUCUCCCGCAGUACAAGAAAGACUUCCUACGGGCCGCUGUUGAGGGUGGCGCCCUUCGGUUCGGGUCUUUCGAGCUAAAAUCGAAGCGCAUAUCUCCUUACUUCUUCAAUGCCGGUGAUUUCUAUACUGGCGAGCUGCAUGAGCCUAUCAUGGAUGCAUACGCCCAAACUAUCGCCACAAGCGAGCUGGCUGACGGUUUUGACGUUAUCUUCGGCCCGGCCUACAAGGGUAUCCCGCUUGCCGCCACCGUCUUCUACGCCCUCAUCAAAUUAGACCGCGCCAAGUACCGCCAUGCCGCCUAUAGCUUCGAUCGCAAGGAAGCCAAGGAUCAUGGAGAGGGAGGUAGCAUUGUCGGAUCGCCGCUCAAGGGCAAACGCGUCCUCAUCAUCGACGAUGUUGUAUCUGCCGGUACUGCUAAGCGGCAGGCCAUCGACAUGAUUCGAGCUGCCGGUGGCACUGUUGUAGGUAUCAUCGUCGCCUUAGAUCGUCAAGAGACCCUACCGGACGGCGACGGCAAGACAAGCGCCAUCGGUCAGCUCAAGAAGGAAUACCAAAUCCCCAUCAUCCCCAUCGUGAAGCUCGACGACAUCAUCGACGGCAUGAAGGGAGUUAUCUCGGAAUCUGACAUCAAGAAAAUCGAGGAGUACCGUGCUCAGUCCUUCCGCAACCUCUCGUCCCGCGCCCGCAUGGGCGUCGGCCUGGGCUUGCUGGCCUGGGGCGCCAUCGGUCUGCAGCUGUCUGAUCGGGCCGAGGAGCGGUACGGCUUCACGCCCACCGACGAGGACAAGGCCGCCCUCGACAAGAUCCUGCCGAGCGUCACCGUCGUCGACAGGGACGUCGAUAGUGGCGCCGGUAGUGCUAGCGGUAGUGGUAGUGGUGGCAAGCAGCGGUGA